This is a messenger RNA of Drosophila suzukii, 2056 nucleotides long. NCBI's taxonomy places the organism in Eukaryota, Metazoa, Arthropoda, Insecta, Diptera, Drosophilidae. The record is from RefSeq and is a predicted model, not a curated record.
UUGCUCACAUCUCUAUUUCACUUCACGUGUCUUGUGUUUAUAUUUUUUCUUUCCUAAAAAAUUUCAUUUACUUAGACCAAAUGGAGUGUUUGACCACGGAAAUACCAGCUGAAGUUGUGGAUAAGCCUGUAGAGGCUAAGGAUAUUGCGGAAAAUGCAAAGGAAACCGAAGAACCCGCACAUGAGAAUGGCAAAGAGGAACCGGAAAAAGCCGGCGAGGAAUUCGCCUAUUUGGAGCGAAAUGAAUUCACAUCCGAAAUAUUCAAAAUUGAAGUGAAGAACCUAGGAUAUUUUGGAAUUGGGGAGUUCAAGAAGCUCUUAAGGAGUACCCUGAAAUUUGACAUGACCAAAAUCAAGGCCCCGACCCGCAAAGAGUUUGCAUUUGUUUGCUUUCGCAGUCAGGAGGAUCAACAGAGAGCCCUGGAGACCCUAAAUGGUUACAAGUGGAAGGGGAAGGUGCUGAAGGCCCAGGCUGCCAAGGCCUCCGCCGAUCCUCUCCAGAAAAGACGAGCUGCCGAAGAUCAGGAGUCGGAAAGGAAGCCCAAAAAGCAACGCACCGCCGUAGAGGCCACUUGUCCUCUGUCGCACAUCCCCUACGAACAGCAACUUAAACAGAAAUCCGAGGAAAUGUCAGCCCUUCUUGCCAAAUACACCCAAGAACUCAGACGCAUCAAUCCGCGAGCGAAGCCCCAUCUGGAUAAAUUCAAAUUCGAGGAAGUUCUUCCCUCACCCACCGUCAAUGGUUACAGAAACAAAAACGAGUUCACUGUGGGAAAGAACUCCGCAGGGGAAGUAGUCGUGGGCUUCAGAUUGGGCUGCUAUAGCGAUGGAUCUGUGGAGGUGGCCGAGGUCCAGGACUUGCCACAUCUACCGGAGCAGGCCAAAUGGGCUGCUCGCAGUUUCCAGGAGCUUGUGAGGAAGUCCAAGUUCCUGCCCUUCAAUCCAGACGGAAAUGUAGGUCACUUCCGGCAGCUGAUGGUGCGGUGCUCCAGUGCCACAGGCGAACUAAUGCUGGUGGCGGGCAUCUACUCCUCGAACUUGAGUGAGGACGAGCAGCUUCAACUGAAACAGGAACUUAAGACAUUCUACGAAGAGGCCGAAAAGGAUGCUCCCUACAAGUGCACAUCUCUCUAUUACCAAGAUGUCAAGCACCGGGAAGCAGGUCAGACGAUAAAUCCGGUAGAGCACAUUUCCGGAAGCACCCACAUCACCGAUACCAUACAGGGUCUCCAGUUUCGAAUUAGUCCCCUGGCCUUUUUCCAAAUCAAUACAGAAGGAGCCAAUGUGUUGUACCAAAAGGCCAUUGAUCUAGUUGCUCCUACGAAGGACACUACCAUGUUGGAUAUUUGCUGUGGCACUGGAACUAUUACUCUGGCCUUUGCCAAGCACUGUAAAAAAGUUAUGGGCGUGGAAAUCGUCCCCGAUGCCAUUAAGGAUGCUGAGUUCAAUGCGGAGGCAAAUGGCAUUAAAAACUGCAAGUUCUUUACCGGAAAUGCAGAUGACUUUAUCAAGAGCAUGGUGCGGGAAGCUCUCUACGAACAGGAGGUCGGUAAACCCGUGGAUCUCAUUGCCGUGGUGGAUCCUCCUAGAGCUGGAUUGCACCACCGCUCGAUAGCCGCGAUCCGGUCAGCGGAUGCCGUCAACCGUCUGGUCUACGUCUCCUGCAAUCCGCACAGCGCCAAGCGGAACUUCAUCGAGCUGGCCAGGCCGGAGUCUAAGCAGUACAAGGGGGAGCCGUUCUAUCCGAAGUCCGCCGUGGCCGUUGACAUGUUUCCCCACACCACGCACACCGAGCUGGUCAUUCUGUUCGAGCGUGAGCCCAAGACAAAGGCGGAUGAGAAGACACAGCCUGGGGAAGAGGCUGCCGAGACAAAGUCUGAGGCAACCGCAGAAGCUAUAGGCGGGGAAAGCACCGCAUCCGCAACGUGACGUGUUUGCUGGCGGGUCACUCGCUAUUCGCUAAGUCACCGAACACCCCGAUGCCUCAUUACCGCCUAUCUGCCGCGUUGCUGGCGUCUAUCAUUGUCUCUCUUUGUGGCGGCUGCUGCUACGACUUU